Solanum stenotomum is the source of this 2774-nucleotide messenger RNA. RefSeq names its product glutamate receptor 2.9-like. Gene Ontology annotation, cellular component: plasma membrane. The record is from RefSeq and is a predicted model, not a curated record. The transcript has 6 exons. Lineage: Eukaryota; Viridiplantae; Streptophyta; Magnoliopsida; Solanales; Solanaceae. Bases 1 to 2535 code for a protein of 844 amino acids. Gene Ontology annotation, molecular function: signaling receptor activity; ligand-gated monoatomic ion channel activity.
AUGGCAGUUGAUGACUUCAAUGCCCAAAAUUCUGAAUGUUCACCGUUAGUUUUCAACUUUGCUAAUUAUUCCCAUGGUCCUGCAGCUUCCCUUGGCUUCUACUCCACUGCUGCUGCCGCCGCCGCCUCGAAUUUUGCAGCAACUUAUCUUGCCAACAAGAAGCAAGCACAUGCCAUCCUUGGACCAUUGACACACCAAGAAGCUGCUCUAUUUUCUGACUUUGAUGAUGAAGCCUACAAGGGUAUUCCCAUUAUUUCUCUACAUCCAGCUUCCACAUAUUCAACAGUCUUACUAACAGAAUCACCUUCACUUAUCCAAAUGAGUAAUGAUGUUGAGUCCAAAAUGCAAUGCUUUGCUGCCUUAAUUGGACAUUUCAAGUGGAGAAAAGUGAUUGCUUUAUAUGAAAUUAGAAACAGCUUCUCCAAUAUGGAUUCUGGACUGAUUACUCACCUCUCAGACUCCCUCAAAGUUGUUGAGUCCUCUGUUGAAUAUCAUUUGGCAUUUCCUCCUCUGUUCUCCCUCUCAGAUUCAAAAUCAUUCAUUCAAAAAGACCUGGUGAAGUUAAAAACCAAGAAUGUUAAAGUUUUUGUGGUGUUACAGUGUUCUUUAGACUUUGGUUUAGUUCUUUUUGAGAUGGCGAAUGAAAUGGGAAUGAUGGGGGAAAAUUAUGUAUGGAUUAUUUCAAACAAUAUGGCAAGUCUUCUGGACUCUGUUGAACCCUCUGUUUUACUGAACAUGCAAGGUGUAAUUGGGUUUAAGGCAAAUGUUAAUGAAAAAACUGAGUGUUUUAGAGAGUUCAAUGCUAAGUUCAGGAAAAAGUACAGAUCACUAUAUCCUGAAGAAGAAGGAUAUCCAAGUCCUAGCUCAUAUGCACUCAAGGCUUAUGAUGCAACUUGGGCAAUUGCUAAGGCCAUGCAAAAGUUAUCCGGAAGCAAUUCAAGUGAACUAGUGAAAAGCAUUUUGUUGAGUGAUUUUGAAGGUUUAAGUGGAAAAGUUAGCUUCAAGAAUGGCAUGUUAUAUCAAAAACCAACCUUUAGGAUCAUAAAUGUGAUUGGCAAAAGCUACAGAGAAGUGUCAUUUUGGUCACCAGAGUUUGGUUUUUCUGAGGUUCUUGGUGAACACAAUGGGGUGAAGUUGAAAAUUGGCAACGGUUUAGGAGGGGCUCUGGGGUCAAUUGUGUGGCCUGGUGGUACGCAAACUGUCCCAAAAGGGUGGACAAUAGGUGGCCUAGAAAAACCACUUAGGAUUGGGGUACCUGCAAGGGGUGCAUUUACUCAGUUUGUGAAAGUUAAAUUUAACAAAGAGACGAAUGAGACUCUGAUUGGUGGAUUUUCAGUUCAUGUUUUUCAAGCAGUAGUGACAGAACUUCCCUAUUAUCUGCCCUACAAUCUUGUUCCCUUCUAUGGUACUUAUGAUGAAAUGGUGGUAGGAGUUUCUAACAAGAAUCUGGAUGCAGCGGUAGGUGAUACCUCUAUAUUGGCUGAACGCUAUGAGUAUGCCGAAUUUUCACAGCCCUAUAUUGACUCUGGACUUGUCAUGAUAGUGACCGAAAGGCCAAGACUCAACAAGCUCCAGUUUGUUGUUAUAAAGGCCUUCAAGUUGAAGUUGUGGAUUCUGCUAGCAGUGAUGAGCAUGUCCACAGGGGUUGUCAUCUGGUUAAAUGAGUAUGUAAAUGACAACCCGGAUUUCAGUGGUUCUUUCCCUCAGCUUAUUGGAUCCAUGCUUUGGUUCUCUGUCACUGUUCUCUCUUUUUCGCAAAGAGAAUCAAUCAAAAGCAAUCUAUCUCGACUUGUGCUGACUACAUGGUUAUGUGUAGUUGUGGUUGUUACAGCUUGCUUUACUGCAAUUCUUUCCUCCAUCAUGACAGUUCCUAGGCUGGAACCUUCUGUACUAAAUGUGGAUUAUCUUCUAAGGACCAAUGCUCCAGUUGGUUGCAAUGGCAAUUCAUUUAUAGUCAAAUAUCUAGUAAAUUUGCAAUUCAAGCCAGAGAACAUCAAGAAGAUCAGUUCAAUCAGUGACUACCCUAAAGCUUUUGAGAAGGGAGAAAUUUCUGCUGCUUUCGUUGUAGCUCCACAUGCCAAAGUUUUCCUUGCCAAGUACUGCAGAGGUUACACCAAAUCAGGACCAGUCUUUAAACUUGGUGGUUUUGGUUUUGUUUUUCCAAAGGGUUCUCCUUUAGCAGUUGAUAUCUCCGAAGCUGUUCUUAAACUCUCACAGAGUGGAGUGAUAAAUCAACUAGAAGAACAAAUGCUUAUUUCAACAAAUUGCUCUUCUCCAUCAGCUGAGGAACAGGUUUCUGGAUUAGGACAAGAGUUGUUCUCUGGUCCAUUACUGAUUUCAGGUGUUAUAUGUGGAAUUGUAUUUUUUAUCUCAAUCGCUCGUUUAUUCAGAAAACACUGGCUAUAUUUAAGCUCUAUAAUUGCAAAUAGUGCAAAUAUAGUUCUUAGAUGGACUUCUCUAGUUAAAAAUUGCAACACUGUGAUUGACCAAAGACCAAAUAUUCAACAGAAUGUUGAAAUUACAGAGGUUUUUUGAUGAACCAGAAGCUGGAAAAUCAUGGACAGCAAUUGAUCAACAACUACUUUUCUCUUGUCUAAUAAACAAUCUAAUGUGCUCUUUGUAAAUAUAUUAUUUUCUUCCUUAUACGUAAUUUCUGUAUCAUUUCACAUGUACUGUAUAAUCCUAUUUUAGAAAUAAACGCACACACAUAGAGCAAUACAUAUAUAAAUCAGUAAACAAGUCUAACAUUAAGCAGAUUCUGAAAGAGAAGCAAA